AUCAUUUUUCUGCUCUUACCCAUAGUACGGGCAAGUCAUGCAUAUGAAGAUAAUAAUGAUUUAAGAUAAAACUUUUUCUGUACAGAAAUGUCACUUCAGUGAAACUGAUAUUUAAAAAUGCCAUACAACUCAUUUUCAAAGACCUUAGUCUAUCUUUGUUUCAUGCAGUUUUGGUGGAUAAACCUGGGAUUCUUGAGCCAAUUCCUGUGCUUGGGUAGUCUCAUAUGACUAACAGAAGGGUCCACAUGGUCCUCAAGGGCCGGGGGAUGGUGGAGAGUCCAGAGUAUCUUGCUGGGGAGAAAAGGGGCUAAGCAACCUGUGGAGAUGGAUGUUUCUGAAGUCCAUUUGGGUCCCAACUGUACAGCUGGUCUAGCCAUAACUCAUUGCCAAGUUGGCUGAUGAAGCCCCAGGAAAACUUGCAAUCUGGAGUAAAGGAAUUUUUUUGAGAUUUCUACCUUAUGGGAAGAGCCAUGGCAGAUUUGUGCAUGUGGUUUUAUGAGGUUGUCAUUAGAAGUUUGAAGAAUGUUCUUGGGGUUUAAGUGUUUCACUUUUGUCUGGAUGGAGUUUUGGUUUUGCUUUUAUUCUGCAAAGUGCAUGUACUUUCGAGUUCUUAAAAAUUAGGAACACUAAAAGGGCAAAGAUGAAACAUGGGUUUCAAAACUGAUACUUACCUUAUCUUGCAUUUUUGGUUUUGUUAUUUCUUUAGCUGAUGAAAGGUUUUUUAAGAAAGACCGUAAUUUAUCUGCACUAAAACAUCUGAAAUGUUUUGCAUAUAAAUAGUUGAUGAAUACAAAAUAUUUUCAUUGUUAAAUGAUUUUUUUUCCCUCAUCAUCUCCCCUUCUAAGAUUUGAAUAUCAGUAGGUUUUAGCUUUUACGUAGUUCCGAUUUAUAAACUUGAUUUGGAAAACAAGCUUUACUGUUCUUCCAGCUUCUAAUGUCUUUUUCAGCAGUAAAUGAACUGGUUAUAACCAGAACAGGGUGAGUAACCUGAAAUGAAAGCAAGUUCUGUGGAUGUAUGCUUUUAAAUCUCUUCAAAAUCUUAAUAGCCUGCAUUUCUUUAGUCACAUGUGGAGAGCAGAUUGCUGGUAGUCAUACCCGGCAUGGAAGAAAAGUUUCAUGGGACAGGAAUAUGUUUUAUAGAGAACUUGUGUCACUGGCAGCUAGAGAUUGAAAAGGUUUCCUUUUUAAAAUUGUGGUGGGUUUGAAGAUGACAGAAUCUGAUGUCCUGCUGGUCCCAAAGUCCUCGUGUGACUUAACUAUAGGCAAUCUUUACAUUGCUUUCUAAAAUAGCAUUUUUACUUUAAAUCGAUUUCUCUUCUGUACUAUGUGGAGAGGGUCUAUUAAAUUGAUGUUUUUUAUGUAUGUGUCUGUUUUAAAGCUUUCAGAUUAAUUAUGAAAAUAUUGCAAUUGCAAGAAACAGAGUAGUUUGCCUGAAUAAAACGGUUAAAGCAAAUUUUCCAGAGCACUAAAAUAGCAUUUGUGUAUUUUUGUUUUGUUUUCCAAUGUUAGCAAGAAGGCUCCUUGUGUGCUCAGCAUUGCCUGAAUAAUUUGCUGCAAGGAGAGUAUUUUAGUCCCGUUGAGUUAUCCUCAAUUGCACAGCAACUGGAUGAGGAGGAAAGGAUGAGAAUGGCAGAGGGAGGAAUGUCCAGUGAAGAAUAUAGAACGUUCUUACAGCAGCCGUCUGUAAAUAUGGAUGAUAGUGGAUACUUCUCGAUUCAAGUUAUAAGCAAUGCCUUGAAAGUUUGGGGUUUAGAACUAAUCCUUUUCAACAGCCCAGAGUAUCAGAGACUUGGGAUCGACCCUAUAAAUGAAAAAUCAUUUAUUUGUAAUUAUAAGGAACACUGGUUUACAGUUCGAAAGUUAGGAAAACAGUGGUUUAACUUGAACUCUCUCUUGAUGGGUCCAGAACUAAUAUCAGAUACAUAUCUUGCACUUUUCUUGGCUCAAUUACAACAGGAAGGUUAUUCCAUAUUUGUGGUAAAAGGUGACUUGCCAGAUUGUGAGGCUGAUCAGCUAUUGCAGAUGAUUCGGGUACAGCAGAUGCAACGACCAAAAUUAAUCGGAGAAGAGGCAGCACAGUCAAGAGAACAGAGACCACCCAAAAGUGAUGUGGACCAAGCAGUAGAAGUUAACCAGCCUUUUGAUGGAACAGGCAUGUUAGAUGAGGAUGAGGAGAAUUUUCAAAGAGCCUUGGCCCUAAGUAGACAGGAAAUUGAUAUGGAAGAUGAAGAAGCUGAUCUUCGUAGAGCCAUUCAACUCAGUAUGCAAGGGAGUCGUCGAAGUGAGUUCUUGGACUCAGUACCGCAGAAUUUUCCACAGUCACCUCAAACAAGUCAGUCAGACUCAUUUUCUUCAGAAGAACUGCGAAGGAGAAGACAAGCGUAUUUUGAAAAGCAGCAACAGCAGCUACGGCAGCAAGACCCGACCCAAAACCUACAUGAUAAGCAAACUAGAAGUUCAAGCACCCUGGAAGCUGACCCAGGAGGUGAUAUGAGUGAAGAAGACAUGCUUCAAGCAGCCAUGAAUAUGUCUCUGGAAACUGUUAGAAACCACAUGAAUACAGAAGAGAAGAAAUGACAUCACUUUUUUAAUCUAUGUUGCUAAAACACUAAAACUCCAUUAUUAUUUUACUGUGUGGGUGUUGCAAAAGCAGGGUUCAUUUCAGAGCUGUGGAAGCAGGAAUGAAAAGGGGGGCAAGAACUCAGA
Nothoprocta perdicaria is the source of this 2706-nucleotide messenger RNA. RefSeq names its product ataxin 3 (gene ATXN3). Bases 1621 to 2577 code for a protein of 318 amino acids. Gene Ontology annotation, molecular function: cysteine-type deubiquitinase activity. The record is from RefSeq and is a predicted model, not a curated record. Gene Ontology annotation, cellular component: nucleus. The transcript is spliced from 10 exons. Lineage: Eukaryota; Metazoa; Chordata; Aves; Tinamiformes; Tinamidae. Gene Ontology annotation, biological process: protein deubiquitination.